Camellia sinensis is the source of this 973-nucleotide messenger RNA. Lineage: Eukaryota; Viridiplantae; Streptophyta; Magnoliopsida; Ericales; Theaceae. The record is from RefSeq and is a predicted model, not a curated record.
UCUUUUUUCACUCUCGUCCCGACACCAAAACAACCCUAACAAGAAACACUCCUGUGUACUCUCUCUCUCUCUCUCUCUCUCUCUCUCUCUCUUUCUCUGUUUGCUCUUUCUUGUUUCUCUCUCUAUAUCUAUACCUUUACAGGGUGUUUGGGCUUAAUUUGGUGCAAUGGAGGUCAGCUCCGAUGUGGUUGCUCUGGAGAAGAUGAUUUGGUGCUCUGUUGUGGAAGCUGUGAUGGUGGAGACCCUUUUGGCUGCUCAGAGAUCUCUCGCCUGCUUUCUCUGGGUGACAGGAUCUCUGCUGAAGGGCGUUAAUGUACUGCCAAAGUUGCCCGUGAUUGAUGAAAGGUUUCCCAUCGAUGAGCUUCAUAGAAGGAAACAUCCUGGUCCUGAAAACAAAGAUGCUAGUGACACAGAGGACGAUGAAGAAGAUAACGACGAUGACGAUGAACAAGAGGACGAUGAUGAUGAUGCGGGUGAUGAAGAUUUCCCUGGUGAAGAAGGUGGAGAGGAUGAUGAUGAAGGUGAUCCUGAGGACGAUCCAGAGGCUAAUGGUAAUGGGGGCAGUGAUGACGAGGAUGACGAUGAUGAGGAUGGUGGUGACGAGGAAGAUGACGGGGAGGACGAUGAGGAGGACGAGGAGGAAGAUGACGAGGAUGAAGAGGAUCAACCACCAGCUAAGAAGAGAAAGUGAAAAUAGUUAUAGGCCUUUGGACUUUCAUUAGUUAUCUCUCUCUCUGUCUCUUCUUGGUUGGGAGUAUCUAGUACUAGGUGGUAAGUAGAAGGUUUAGCAUGUCUGUCUUGAUAGAGUAGAAAACUUAGACAUCCUUGUUUACAUUUAACCCCUACUGUUUAUCAUUUUCAAGAUUGUUAUGUUAGAAAUGCCUAUUCUGGAUUUAGUAAUCUAAGGUGUGACUUUCAUGUGAGGUUUUUGAACUUGAUACAAAAAUGUUUCAAUGGCCAUGUUAUGUUUAUA